AUGGAUAUCCCCAAGACCAAAUCCGGCCAAGACUGGAGCAACUGGGAACACUUCCUCCUAGCUCUCGCCCACGAGCUCCUCAAAAAUGAAGGACACGACGUCUCCGACCACAUCACUAUGCGGAGAAACAUAUCCAGACUACUGUCGCACGCAAGCGAUACCUGGUUGGAGAACUCGCGAAACUACAGCCUGGAUAGCAUCAAUAAGAUCAAUCCUCCAGGCUUCAAUUUCACCCUUGAGAAGAAACAUAUCUAUGUGAAUUAUGUCGAGAGGGAUUUCAAGGGCGUCAAGGAGGCGGAAGCGUUUUGCGAUAAGGCGGAUGAAGUGAUGAAGGAGGCUAUGGAGAAGUUUGGGUUGGAUCUUCGGACGCGUUACCCGGAGGAAUUUGGAGCGGAUCGGAAAAGCGCAGACACGGUAAAGUCUGGUACGACUGAGAAAAAAUGA
This is a messenger RNA of Hymenoscyphus albidus, 444 nucleotides long. NCBI's taxonomy places the organism in Eukaryota, Fungi, Ascomycota, Leotiomycetes, Helotiales, Helotiaceae. The record is from the annotation of a GenBank genome assembly.